This is a messenger RNA of Scylla paramamosain (green mud crab), 1664 nucleotides long. RefSeq lists its product as uncharacterized. NCBI's taxonomy places the organism in Eukaryota, Metazoa, Arthropoda, Malacostraca, Decapoda, Portunidae. Bases 191 to 1111 code for a protein of 306 amino acids. The record is from RefSeq and is a predicted model, not a curated record. The transcript is spliced from 4 exons.
AUUGAUCGUGUCAGCGUAACCCCCAACAAACAAGGCAAAGAGGGCAGAAGAAAGGCAGUGUUGGCCGUCCAGCACCCACAACAACAUGGAAGAGCUGGCGAAGAAGACGUUAUAGGGCAGAACUCUGGUGGAAACUGUGCAGGAGCUGGCAGCGGCUGGGAAGAUCCAUCCCCAUCUGGCCAAGACUGUGAUGUACGUGCUGGGGAACAAGCUUGACCUCCCGUUCCUCAGCAACCUUCAGAUAAACGCUCGUGAGCUGGUGCAGUACCGGCGCCGCGGCCGCGUACUGGAGGUGCGGCUGCGGGACGUGAGCCUGGACCGAGUGUUCAACCACGCACGGUCCAAUUACAAGAGCUACGAGAUUUUGUCCAAAUUCGCCCACGUCACGCACCUCACCAUCUUUGCCUUCGAUUGCCAUCAAGAGAAGGAAACAGAGGCCUACCUGGGCGUGCUGAGCCAGCUGCUGGAUACAGAUGUUUCUGGGCUUAAGAAACAUUUUUUGCCACCUAUGGAGCCUGAACAAGAAACACCACCCGAGAACGUGUCUUACCUUGGAAAGCAUCUGCAAAUCCUUAGAAAAAUACCCGAGGUCUCGAUGCAGCAACCUUCCUUGAACGCAGUGGAGGUAAUGACUGAGCCUGAACACGUCACGCCCUUCGAGGACGUGCCCUGUCUUAGAAAACACCAAAAAGGCAAGAGAGGAAGACCCAGGAAGGUCUCGAGGUACCUUCCUCCCUUGGACGCAAUGGACUUGAUAACACAGCCUGAACACGUCACGCCCUUCGAGGACGUACCCUGUCUUAGAACACACCGAAAAGGCAAGAGAGGAAGACCCAGGAAGGUCUCAACGCAUCAGCCUCCUCUGAACGCAGUGGACUCAAUGAGAGACUCCAUGAUCUCCCCGCGACGAUCCCUGGUUACCCGCAGACCACGAGGACGCCCUGUCUGGAGUCAAAGACACGCUGCAGAGUCCACAGCAUACGAUGGUCUGGGGGACAUUGGCAGGAGAGGUCAGUGUAGGGGCAGGGCCGGGGACAGUGUCGCUGGAAUGACCUCUCCACAGAAUGCUCUUGCUGAGGAGAGUGUCCAGGAAGCAAAGGCAACAUUAUAAGGGUAGUACGGGGACGGUGAAGGCCAGCAGGAGGCGGCGGGGAAGACCCUCAUUGGGCCGCGGCACUAUACUGCCACAAGACACUCCAGAGACACUGCAGGAAGUGUCGUACGUCAGCCAGAGGAAGGAUGAAGCGAUUAAGUAGAGCAACGUAGCAAGAGACCUUGGCGAAGCUGGUAAGGACAAGGAGCCUGUCAACAGCUGCAGCGGCGGCGUGAUGGCUUAGAGAGCUGGCGCCACAGUCUUACAAUUAGAUAGCAUGUUUUCUCUCCUCAUUCCCUCCUUAACCCUCUUACGCACUAGUUUGUUUACUCGUGUCUGCCACAAAUUCUUGGUGCUCAUGAAGGAGAGUGAGACAGAAGCCUUGUGGAGAAAUUUUUAUUACCUCAGUUAUAUUUAGUUUGAUGACAUCACAUCUGUGUUUACAUGGUGUGUGCUCGGCCAGGCGUUACGAGUGAGAACUGUAAUCAUUCUAAUCCUAUUAUUUAUUUCUGUUUUGACUCAAUAUUUUAUGGCGGACAACAAGAUGAAGUAGUAAAUGUUUUGAAGAGUA